AGAUUCUAAGACAUUUUAUAGAUGAUGAUGAUGAUUCCGAAUUUUUACUCUAUUUCUGUCUUUUUUCCACUAUGAUAUAUUUAUAUUUUCUAUUAUUAUUAUUUUUUAUAUUACAAGAUUUUUUUUUUAUUUAAUUUAAUUUUAUAUUGAAAUUAAGUUCAAUUUCAAUUAUUUCUAAUGUUAUCUUAUUCUGCAAUCUUAUUCUGAAUUAAAUCGAUAAUGUUGAAAAUGAUACUAAAGUUAUAGAAGAGGUCUUACCAUGGGACAAAAAAUACAUUGAAUGUUAAAAUCUAUUUUAUAGUUUAUCUGUGCUUGUUAAACAGGAAGGUCAUCAUUUUAUCGGCUGAAAUAUUCAUUACGAUACAUUAGCUUAUUUGUGAUCGUGAUUCAGCAAAACAUAAGUACAUCUUAUAACUAUACGAGAAUUCUUACGGUGCAAUAUCUUAGAAGCACUUGUCGUUCCGUGUAGUCGAGAAAUUUUCGAAGAUGACUAAAGCAGUGUGUGUUCUUCAGGGUGAAGUCAAAGGCACUAUUUUUUUCGAACAACCGGAGAGUACUAAUUCUGUGAAGGUCACGGGUCAAGUAACCGGUUUAAAAAAAGGAUUGCAUGGUUUUCAUGUUCAUGAAUUCGGCGAUAACACUAAUGGUUGUACAAGUGCUGGUGCACAUUUCAAUCCUUUAGGAAAGGAUCAUGGUGGACCUGAUUCAGAUAUACGUCAUGUUGGAGAUUUGGGAAAUAUUGAAGCAGAUGCAAAUGGUAUUGCUAAUGUUAAUAUAACAGAUAAAACUAUUCAACUUCAAGGACCACAUAGUGUUAUUGGCAGAACACUUGUAGUUCAUGCUGAUCCAGAUGAUCUUGGUAAAGGUGGUGUUGAAUUAUCAAAAACUACAGGAAAUGCUGGUGCUCGUCUUGCUUGUGGUGUUAUUGGAAUUACAAAAGUCUAAAUAUAUUCUUUUAAUACAAAAUUACUAUUAUUAUUAGGAACUAUAAAAUAUAUAUCUCAAUUUAAAUAUGAGUACAUCAUUCCUAAUUUCUUGUAAUUUAAAUCUCUUAGAUAUGUAAUCUGCUUUCAAUAAAGUAAAUAUUCUAAUAUA
This is a messenger RNA of Apis dorsata (giant honeybee), 1095 nucleotides long. RefSeq names its product superoxide dismutase [Cu-Zn] (gene Sod1). NCBI's taxonomy places the organism in Eukaryota, Metazoa, Arthropoda, Insecta, Hymenoptera, Apidae. The transcript is spliced from 4 exons. Gene Ontology annotation, biological process: removal of superoxide radicals. Gene Ontology annotation, molecular function: copper ion binding; superoxide dismutase activity. The record is from RefSeq and is a predicted model, not a curated record. Bases 487 to 945 code for a protein of 152 amino acids.